UACACCAGAGGAGAGCUGCUUCAGGUCGCGGCGCGCGCGUUUCGGGAGCGCGCACACAGACCGUGGGGCUGGUCCGUUUGCGCGCACAGCUGUGAUUUUUUUUCUUUUGGAGGUAAGAGGGACGCGGGUGAAGUUGCUGUCCUCGGUGCGGUUUGGAGAAGGAGCUUCAGUGGAGCAGCUUUCAGCGCCAUAAAAAAAAAGAAAGGAGGCUGAGUGAGGAGGGAAACAUAAGGAUGCUGAUCCAAGCAGAGUCAGCGGGAGCUGCAGCUUCUCUUCAUCACCGCCAAUCCCGGUUGUUCCGUCUGUAACUUUUUAACGAGCUGAAGUUCACCUCAGCUGGUUUUUUUCUUUUUCCCGUUACGUCCGGUUUCGCUCCGGUUCCGCCGGCCUCCCUGCCAUGGUGGCCGUAUCGGUCCACGGAGCGCUCCUCCUGUGCGCCCUCCUCCUCUUCCAGCUGUUCCCGCUUCCCGGCGGACAGGCUCCAAACUGCCACGAAGUGCGCGCGGCGUUUCACGCUCUGCACCCCGGCUCCAAGUGGGUCCCUGAAAGCCCGGUGUCAGGUGCAGAUCUGCAGGUUUGCCAAACCAAAGGCCCGGCCUGCUGUUCCAAGAAGAUGGAGGAGCGGUAUCAGGUAGCUGCACGCAGCAACAUGGAGUCGGGGCUGCAGGUCGUCAGCGCUCACCUCAAACGCCUCAUCAUCCAGAACGCCGCUAUCUUCCAAGAGGCCUUCGACCUGGUGCUGCGUCACAGCCGUAACUCCACCCUGACCGUGGUGAAGUCGGAGUUCCCGGCUCUCCUCCCUGGAGCCCAGAGCUCCGUGGGGCAGCUCUUCCUGGACAUGUCGCUCUACAUCCUCGGCUCCGACUCCACGGUGGACCACAUGGUGGCGGCGUUCUUCGGCAAACUCUUUCCCCUCACGUACCGCCGGCUGCUCAGUGGCGGUUCGUCUGCCGUGUCCGAGGAGUGCGUGCGGGGAGCCUGGAAGGACUCCGGAGCGUUUGGGCCUUACCCCAAGCUGAUCAUGACCCACCUGUCUCGCUCCCUCCUGGCCACAAGGGUCUUCCUGCAGGCGCUCAACCUGGGCAUAGAGGUGGUCAACACCACGGACCAUCUGCGGCCCAGCAGGGACUGCGGCCGGGCCUUGCUGAGGCUGUGGUACUGCCCGCACUGCCAGGGCAUGCUCAGCCCGCCGGCCUGCAGAGGCUUCUGUCAGACUACGAUGCAGGGCUGCCUGGGGGGUGCCGCCGAGGUUCAGCCCCACUGGAGGAGCUACAUUGACGGACUGGGGAAGUUAGCAGGCGGCAUGAGAGGGGAGCAGGAUAUGGAGGCUGUUGUUCUCAGGCUGCCGUCGCUGAUUAAGCUGGCUCUGAAGCAGGCUGUGAACGCCCGCAGCCGGCUCAGCGCCCUGGUGAGCGGCAUGUGUGGACACCCUACGAAGCGGGCCUCCCGCUCCGUGGAGGCCCCACCUCUCCAUCAGCCUCCCGCUGCAUCUGCGACCCGGGACACAAAGCCCUCAGACUCCGAUGAGACGCUGGCUGGACUCCGCAGGGAGUUCAUCACCAACCUGAAAAGCUUCAGCUCCUUCUACAGCGGCCUCGGGGAGGCACUGUGCAGCCGGGAGCCCGCCGCGGCGAACAACUCCCUCUGCUGGAACGGGCAGGAGAUGACAGACAGGUUUGCCGGGCCCAGCCAGAAACGGCUUCAUCCCGCCUCGGAGUCUAAGAGCAACAAGCAGCCGGAGCCGGUCAUCAGCCAGAUCAUUGACAAACUGAAACACAUCAACCAGCUGCUCAACAUGGUGACGGUGUCCGAGAAGCGAUGGCGAGCGCGCUCCAGAGGAGCCGCAGCCGACGCCGACGAGGGGUUCGCGAGCGGCGACUGCGACGACGAGGACGAGUGCGCCGAGGUGUCGGGGCUGGGUCCUCCUCCGAGACGCAAACGGCUACGGAUCUUCACAGACCUCGCUGAUAACCUGGAUGACUUCGGAAGCUGGCAAACUGGAGAGGCAGAUAAAAACUGCUUUGAUUUGAGUGUCUAG
Molecule: messenger RNA, 2038 nt
Organism: Gambusia affinis (western mosquitofish)
Lineage: Eukaryota; Metazoa; Chordata; Actinopteri; Cyprinodontiformes; Poeciliidae
Gene: gpc3
Product: glypican 3
Exons: 9
Coding region: 398-2038 (546 amino acids)
Biological process (GO): positive regulation of canonical Wnt signaling pathway; regulation of protein localization to membrane; cell migration
Cellular component (GO): extracellular region; cell surface; plasma membrane
Source: RefSeq, a predicted model, not a curated record